AUGGUGAAGAGAAAGCGAAAGACUCGAGUUGCGGCCAGCAACAGCCCUGUCCGCAGUGAUGGACAGAAAGUCAUACUAACCCCGAAAGCCCACGAAAAAGCCAAUCCCCGGGACGGGUCAGAUGGGAGCAAAGUGCAGCCGAUAGAAGACGCGCGCCAUGCCAUGGAAACCUGCGCCCCUCCCGAGCCAAGCGACGCGUCCGCCCUCUCUGCUGCCUCCGAUUCUGACGAGGAGGCGAUCGAGUACAGGCACGACUCGAUUUUGCGCGUCGCAUCACAGUCGCGUCUUUUCUCCCCACCCUCUGCAGAUGAAGAACAAGAGGAAGACAAAACGCCGAUCGCGAAGAGGACUCGGCAAAGCCUAGGAGACGAUGCGAGUCAGCAGCAGCAACCGGAAGCGAGGAAGGCUCAGGAACUGAAGAGGAAAGACUCUGCAUUGAGUACGCCGAAAAAGGAAAAGGAUACGGAGGGGAAGAACUACAACGUUGUAUUAAGCGGAGAGAUGUGUGGGGUGCACUAUGCGGUGGCGCGUGUAGAAAAGGCCGGCAUGCCGAUAUCGGGAACAGCGUGGGUAUCCGUGAUGCGGGGUGUGGUGCAAGUGUUUGGCGCGGUGCUGCACGAAGAGGACCGACCGGUGCUGGUUUCGUCCGCGCCGUACACACCGUUUAUUUUAUCGCUGACGGUGCACGAGAGGGUUCGGGGAGCAGAGAGUGUGAGACAGGGCAGGCGGAUGCAUCCGGAAGCGAUUGCGCACAUGAAGGUGCGAAGUCAUGUCGCUGGUCAGAUUCCGAGGAGGGAUGCGUCGCCGCAUCUUACGCUUUUGACAUCAACGGGGGACGAAGGGAUCUGCGAGCCUGUGGAGACGGACGGGCUGCAAAACUGCACGGACGUGUUUCGCAGCACGAGCGUGUUUCCGCAGAUAGGAAAGCUUCCGGCGAUGCUGGGCGGAACGCGGCUGACAAGUACAGCGUCAAUCCCGCAAGAAGGGAGUAAGUAUGGAGUGUUUCGGGAGUGGGGGCUGUGGAAGCAACUCUGCGGGGACAUUGAAGCCGAGAUGCGAGAGAAGGGGAACGCGAGGGAUGUGCGGGUGCUGGUGUAUGGGGCGAGCGGGACGGGGAAAUCGACAGUAACGCGAUGCUUGGUGAAUCGGCUACUGACGCAUUGCGAGGGGGUUGUAUUCGUGGACACGGACGUGGGGCAGCCAGAGAUGAGCGUUUCGGGGAUGGUGAGCGCGCAUGUGGUGAAGGAGUGUCGGAUUGGGACGGGACUGGGGUCUGUGCGGGGGGUGCCUUUGUGUGGACGGUAUUUAGGGGAGACUACUGCGCGAGAGGCGCCCGAGUUGUAUGCGAAGUAUGUGGAGGAGGUUGUGGGCAAGGCGCGGGAGGUUGCCAGCAGGGAAGGGUGGGCGAUGGUGGUGAACUCAGAUGGAUGGGUUGGUGGGGUUGGGGCGGAGCUGCUGAAGGAGCUCGGGCGGUUGUGUGAGGCCGGGUAUUUGGUGGAGAGUCGGAUGGAAGGGGAAGGGGAGCGCAAGUGGCUGAGCGAGGCGAUGUGGGGCGGCGGGGCAAAGUACGUGAUGGAGCGGGCGGGGAGUCGGGAUGUGAGCGGGAUGCGGGGGAGAGUGUAUCGGGAGAUGUUGUGCGGGGGGUACUUCUGGAAAGAGAUGUGGAUGGGGCGAGUGUAUCGGGUAGAAGGGAUGAAGGUGAGAGUGGUGGAGGACGGAUGGGACGGGGAGUUCUGCGUCGGGGCUCUUGUGAACGCCGGACUGGUGGCGGUGGGGGUGGCGGAUGGGGAGGGAGGGACCGAGGUGGUGGGGAUGGGAAUUGUGCGAGGGGUGGAGCAGCAAGGGGAGGUUCUGUAUGUGAGCAGUGCGGUGCAGUGGGAGAGGCUGAGGGAAUGCGACACGAUGGUGAUGAGCGGGGCUGUGCAAGUGCCCAAGCGGUUGUUUGAGGAGUUUGCUCAGUUGGGCGACGGGGACGACAGGGUGAUGCCCCACCUGAUGAGCGGUGCGGCAGCCAGCGGAAACGCGAUGGCGAGUCGGGCGACGCUGGUUCGGAGAAAUCAAGUGGCGAUGUGA
Molecule: messenger RNA, 2073 nt
Organism: Chondrus crispus (carragheen)
Lineage: Eukaryota; Rhodophyta; Florideophyceae; Gigartinales; Gigartinaceae
Product: pre-mRNA cleavage complex related
Exons: 1
Coding region: 1-2073 (690 amino acids)
Biological process (GO): cleavage in ITS2 between 5.8S rRNA and LSU-rRNA of tricistronic rRNA transcript (SSU-rRNA, 5.8S rRNA, LSU-rRNA)
Cellular component (GO): nucleus
Molecular function (GO): polynucleotide 5'-hydroxyl-kinase activity
Source: RefSeq, a predicted model, not a curated record